CGCUUCGCCACCCGCCGCCGGGCCACUGGAUUGGUUGUCGUUGCUGGUUUUGGUUCUUGUGGACAAUCGUUUGAGCCCAUGCCAUCGCCAUCGCCGCCGUCGCUGCCGUGGACCGCAGUCUCUUGCACGGGAAUGAAGUUGCUCGAUCCGCGGUCACGUCGCCGCGCUGCUCCGACUUUCUGGCCUGUUCCAUAAUACUGUGCGUCGCCUAUGUUUGCCGUCUCAAGGUAACAACGCAGCUUUCGACCCUGAUGAGGCCUACACGUGUGUACGGACAGUGGCCAACAUCAGCACGCGUCUAGAUCCGCCGCUCACGAUCAUCAUCGCGGGGAGUAGACCCCGGCGCCGUUUCAUACUAGGCGGACCAAAUUUCGUGGGAGGCAUUCCGCGACAUCGCACACGACGAGAUCACCUCGUAUUGCUCGUGAGGCAUACUCCCACAACCAGCAUCCUGGCAACAACCUCGACAGAACCACACAUGGUCUCUCAUCCGCCCUCAGCAUACGGACAGGCUUCCGCCCCACCGCUGGCCCCAUCUGCACCACCUGCGCACCACCGCGCAUCCUCGGUAACGUCAGGGCGAUCGGCAACGAGGCGACAUCGACAUGCGCGCACUCACCAUGGUGGGCCUGGGUCAUACCUCCCACAGAACGAGUUCCCAGUCUUCACACAUACGGGAGAUGUCGAGAUCAUAAUCAGUAACCAUAGUGGUCGCAAACAAAAUCGCUACCUGUUACAUCGCCUCAUUCUAGGACAGUGUUCGGGUUUCUUCCAGGCAGGUACCCGGGCUGAAUGGAGUGGUCACAUACCUGAUGAUGGCAGCAUCAGAGCGGGAGGCAGUCUGGGCCGGAUCAAUGAGAAUGAGAGUGUGACAAUCGGGAGUGGAUCUAGGGCUAGCAGCCAAGAUCGAGCAUCAUCGUCAGAUCCCAUGCGCCGUAGAUGGCACUACACACUGGAUUGGAACAAUGCUGCAGAGGAUGACAUGCCCAUGCUCGUCCAAAAAGAGCCAACAGCUGGAUCGAUCUUUGGCGACACCGAUCAGCCGCCGCCCGUGCGGAGCAAGCCUCCAGCAUCGAACGAAAGCUUCUUCCGCAACAUCACGCAUCUUUCCAGUCUCCACCUGAACGACCGACCGCGGACGGAUGCAGCUCCUGAGCCUGGUGACGAAAUCUUCAAAGACUACGACAACCUCUUUCGGACAAUGUACCAAUUUGCACCAUCGCUUGACGCGGUCAAUAUCGCCUCGGCAUACACAGAAUGCAAAGCGCUUUUGCACCUCGCUGACAUGUAUGAUGCGCUUGAAAUCGUCGGCAGCCGUGUAGAUCAUCAUAUGCUGCGGUUUGGAGCGCGGUUGUUCAAGCAAAUUGCCAAGUAUCCGCCAUCGUAUUUGAAGUUGGCAUACCUCGCGAAAUCACGAACGAUCUUCGCCGAAGCGAUGAUUCAUGUUGUUGGUCAGUGGCCGCUGGCGGCGCCGCAACUGCGUGGACAAGUUGACGCUCAUGUGAUGGAGCUCAUCGAGGACAAGGUCGAUGAACUACGGGAGAUGGAGGAGAAAGUCGAGUCACGGCUGUGGAGACUAAAUAUUACGACGCGCGCAGGUGAGCGUGUCACACCAGGCAAUGACUUCCUGAGCUGGCUCGCAGUCUCGUUCUUUCGACAAUGGUACGCAGAAAACACUACUCCUCCUCUCUCCGGCAUCCUCAAAGACACCACUUCCGGCGCGAGUGGAACUCGGCCAGAUAGCAGUCACACUCAACAAGCCUCCGCUCGCGCAAUAAGUCGGAGCAGUAGCCACAAUCACGCUGCCAGCCAACGUGUACCUCCACCCCAAUCUCCAUCCGCCCCAGUCGCUAUGGGCCGAGUGUACAGGCAGCUCGGCUCCUCUGACCCCAGCGCCUAUCUCUCCCGGGAUGACCUCAAGCGCUUCCUCAAGUCCCCCAGCCCGCAACUCGGCGGUGGCGAGCUCCUCUACAAUCGCGAUAAUCUGCGGCGUUUCGAGCGCCGCAUCGACGACAUCAAGGCCCUCGCGCGCGACGCCGUCCGUCCGCUCAUGCGCAACCACCUGGAGCUGGAUCUCCGGGAUUUAGCCGCGCCGGCCGCUGGUGGUAUUGGCGGUGGACUGGGCUAUCUUACCUGUACGAAGAUCGAGGAGCGAGAUUUUCCGUGGCAGGAGUGACGGGUGGUUUGAUGGAAACCACUCUGUGACGGGUUGCGGCUUUUAUUUUUCCUCUCUCUCGGUCCUUGAGAUUAUUUUGUGCAUAUGUAUAUGUUGCAUUGUUGGUCGCUUUUUGUUGGUUAUUAUACCCCUGCUG
Molecule: messenger RNA, 2312 nt
Organism: Dissoconium aciculare CBS 342.82
Lineage: Eukaryota; Fungi; Ascomycota; Dothideomycetes; Mycosphaerellales; Dissoconiaceae
Exons: 1
Coding region: 479-2176 (565 amino acids)
Source: RefSeq, a predicted model, not a curated record